AUGUAUAUAGAAGAGGUGAUGAUGGAUGGGACAGGAACAGUCACCGCCAUCCAAAGCAUGGAGAAUAAUUAUGAACUUAUCAUUGUGGGAAGACGUCAUGAUGCAUGGUCACCACUCAUCUUGGGACUAAAAGCUGAUUUCAACGGCAGUGCCACCAUCUUGGUAGUGCAGCAGCACUACAAUACAUUAAAUGAAUGGUAUGACAGCACGAAAGGCAGCUCCCACGUGCCUCAUGAUAUAGAUGAAGCAGAGGAUCUCCCAAUUCAGAGGAAUUCUGUGAGUGCUCAAUUGGAAGGGAGAUAG
Molecule: messenger RNA, 303 nt
Organism: Ilex paraguariensis (yerba mate)
Lineage: Eukaryota; Viridiplantae; Streptophyta; Magnoliopsida; Aquifoliales; Aquifoliaceae
Source: the annotation of a GenBank genome assembly